CUUUAUGGUUUGGUGCUCGUCAAGAUGAAGUCAUUUGUGAUUCUCUUGGCCCUGCUGCAGUGUCUAGGAUGCACAGGCAUCCCACUGUACAACUCUGAGCUGGAGUCUAUGGCAGAAAGGGGUCUCGGAGCAGCUCUGGCACAGGUCAACUCUGUGUACGCCGUCGGCCAUCUUUACCGGGUGACUCGAGGCUACGUCACAAGGGUUAUUCCCAUGGGCCAGGGCACCACUGACCUACUGAUGACGUUUGGCAUUAAAGAGACCGAGUGCGCAAAGACCUCAGCAAGUGACCCGCAGACUUGUGCCUUCAAGCCUGGCUUCUUUGUGCCCUCCUUCUCCUGCUCAGCACGAGUACGAACGUCCGCCACCUCAGCCCAGGUGGUCUCUCUCAGAUGUGGCCGUGAUGGCAGCAGCUCCAGCUCGGAGUCCAGUGAAGAGGGAUUGUCAAGAGGGAGACACCAGUUCAAUAUCCCACUGGUAAACAGAGCUCCAGCUCCCGCUGCUCCUGCUGCCCAGUCCGGUCGCUCCAUACAGAUGCCAGAAGUCCAACCAAGAGGAGACAGUUUCACCAACUUCCUGGUGUGAAAGCUCAGCUCAUUCUGGAUACAUAUAUAUAUAUAUGGUGCUCAUCGGAAGACA
This is a messenger RNA of Stegastes partitus (bicolor damselfish), 639 nucleotides long. RefSeq names its product secreted phosphoprotein 2 (gene spp2). The transcript has 6 exons. Bases 25 to 585 code for a protein of 186 amino acids. Gene Ontology annotation, cellular component: extracellular region. Lineage: Eukaryota; Metazoa; Chordata; Actinopteri; Pomacentridae. Gene Ontology annotation, biological process: bone remodeling. The record is from RefSeq and is a predicted model, not a curated record.